Cydia pomonella (codling moth) is the source of this 2053-nucleotide messenger RNA. RefSeq lists its product as uncharacterized. The record is from RefSeq and is a predicted model, not a curated record. Bases 269 to 1663 code for a protein of 464 amino acids. The transcript has 5 exons. Lineage: Eukaryota; Metazoa; Arthropoda; Insecta; Lepidoptera; Tortricidae.
GGGUUAAGUGAUUUGAACAAAAAAUUACUUCUAAGUUGCUAAAAAAAUUACGUGGGUGGAUAAAUAAAAUUCCUUGAAUAUUACUGAUUAUUCCAACAACAUGGGGUGGAACGAUGAAGUUCACAUAUCUAUAAAAAGCUGAAGUGUCAAUAGACCAAUCAAAUAUAUAUCAUAUCCACCACCAUGACGUUUAAACGUCAGCCCGACGUACAAAAAAUCAACAUAUUUCGAUAUUUUACUUGAUUUGUAAUAUUAAUAUUUAGUAACCAUGUUUUGUGCGGAGAAAAACUCGUACUUGCAGCUGGUCUGCGCCAUGGAGCCACGGGUUAUCAACAAAGCGGUUGAGAGAGCUAUGGGGAAAAAGGUUAUAGACUCGCCUUGUGCCAACGAGCUCAUAUCACCAAUCAAGUGCAAGUGUAAUAAGUACUCAAUUUCAUUGGACCCACCACCCAGUGCCAAAUUCCACCCACUCGGCCUGACCUCAGCCAGACCGUCGACAUACGCGCCUCAUAUCGACAUAACUCGCGCCCGACUCGGUUUCGGCCGGGUAGGCUUGAGACUGCUCAACCGAGACUUGCACUCGACGGACUAUCUCAUACAGCUGCAGGCGAUACAUACUGUGUUGGAUCAGGUGCAAAUAUCAGAGAACGCUAUGUUCCUCAUAAAAAUGAACGUGGUCCACCGCCUGACGGACUUACUGGAUAACAGAGAUCCAGUAAUUCGUGAGAAGGUCUGCCUGAUUCUAACACAUUUGGCAGGCUAUUACCAGGGCAGGGAACGGCUUAACGCUUGUCCGAAUCUCUAUUUCAGACUCAUGUGGCUUUGUAUGAGAGACAGGAAAGAAAUAAGAUUCGCUGCAGCAUACACUUUUAGAACGCUUUGCAGAGAUCGCUGUGCCUGUGAAGCUAUAUGCAAAGUCGACGAUUUAAUCGAUAACAUGCUUAAAAUCAUCAAAAACGAGUAUACAGGAAUCGUCCUAAUACAUUUAAAGAGUUUGAAGAAUCUUUUCGAAUACGAUCCCGUCGUGCCGCUAAAAGCGAACGCGUUUCAAAUAAUGUUAAAGUUAUUUUCAAACGCUGAUCCUAGAAUAGUUUCAGAGGCAAUGGAGUGUAUGUCACAACUUUGCAAGCAUGACGUAGGAAAACUUUUAGCUGACCAGUACGAUUUGACUUUCGUUUUACGCCCAUUCCUGACUUGUAGGAACUAUGAUGUAGUUAUGAGCGCUGUUGGACUUAUGUGUUACACGACUUUGACGAAGCGUUCGAAAUGGCGGGCGAAAGAGGUUACAAAGGAGUUGACAACGAAUUUAAUGCAUUUAUGUCAUGCCCCUGUGAUGCCUUUGCUGCAGUUGAGAACUAUGCAAGUUUUGAUCAACCUUUGCGACUGUCCUGACAUAAGGAAACAUGUUAGAUACUUAUGGAAACGUAAAGUUCAGUUGAUCAUGAUUAGAACUCAUGAGGAGUGGGACGGAACUAUGGAGACGACCAGUAUGGGGAUAGAGACGGGGCAUAAUUAUAGAACCAUGUGUAUAGAGGGCGCUGAGACCAUUAAGAAUGAUUACGGAGAUAAUGCGGAAGUGGUGAACGUGCAUAGUUAUUUGAGGAGGUUGCAGGAAAAGAAGAACCAGCUUUUGAAGGCUAUCGAUUGGACGCCAUACUCGUAGACAUUAUUGUGAUUAUUUCCAUAUGUUUUGUAAUUAAUGUUAUUUGUAUAAUUUUGUAUUAUAAACGUUUGCUUCGCCUGAACAAAUUAUGUGUGCUGAAAUAUACCUGGAAUAUAUGUUUUAUAAAAAAUAGUGCAAGUUAUUUAUACACAGUCUUAAACAUGGGCUUAGAACAUUUAACGAAGUGGAGACGUCUUGUCUGCAAUUUUCUGUACAUAACAGUCGGCUGACUUUUGCGGGGGAGGGGCACGUCAAAUGUAAAUAGUCAUGUCAGAUAAACGUCCAUCCAUACAAUUAGUAUGACGUGAGUAUGACCAUUGGCUGAGGUUUUCGACAGAGUGGUAAGUCUUAAAGGCGACUUCGGUUGUAUAUAUUUUUACCUAAUUUCAA